AAUUUUGUUCUCGUUAACCUUUCACCCCACACUUUUCAACACGUAGAGCUUGCACCCUCCCCAGACUGCGUAGAUGCAAACGAGAGAAGGAAGUCCCCAAUGCUCGCAAAAUAUUCGCAGAACUCUCACUCACGAAACGACAUGAAUAACUAAAUUUUAAGACACCUUCAUACGUGGACGGACCUUUGUUGAGGUUAAGCAAAAAAAGAAGGAAAAAUUGGCAAUACAUUCACAAUCACACAUUAAGCACAAGAUUAGUUAUUUUCUAUUUGACUGUUUCACACCCAAAUUCGAGUUUCAAAUUCGUAGUGUUAGUAAAAAUUCUUAACUGUCUUGGAGAGGAGUGAGUGAGUACGAGUGACCCCAUUUCCGAACCUGCCUGAUUGGAGUGAGAGAGAUCCGCAUACUCGAACUGAAAGUGACCUCAAUUUAUCUCCUCUUCCAUUUCCACUGGUUGUACAAUGUCAAACCCAGGUUUGGAACAACCAGGUUUGGAACAACCAGGCAUUGAAGUGCUGCUUCCUCCGAAAGAGCCCAUUGUACAAAAUGAGGAGAACCAAGGACAGGUAUCAAAGUCAAAUAUCCCUGCAAAUGCAAAUGUGAUAGAUGUACCGACGGUGGAAGAAACAGAAAAAUUGGAAGUGACGACUCCACCCCCGCCUCCUGAAAUCGCACAGAAUAAAAGUCCCCUUUUAAUUGAACUCCACGCUUCUCGCAUGCCGAUGGAGUCAUCUUCGUCGGGAUCUCUGAGUUUGGAAACUAUGGCUGGUUCUACGCCGUUUAGCAGUAUUGAGGGGAUUACGGACAUUGACAUUGCAUCCGAAGUCAUUUUACCAAAGAGUGCUGGAACACCUAAUUUGCUAGACGUGUCGGAUGACAAUGCCCUUCUCAAGUACCCAAGACCAACUGGAGCAUGUUUCAAUAGAUGUGAAAAGGUUGAUCCUUGUUGUAAACCAGAAGUCAAACCAACUGAUCCUGGAUACUUUGAACCUGCGGAUUUGGAACCUGACUGCAAAGGACGUCGGAAGCCACUUCCAACCUAUGAAGAUAACGUUCGCAGGAAAGCAUACAUGAAGGAUGUGCUAUUGAAUGCAAACUCUCACGAAGAAAAAAGUACCAAAAACAAGGAAGAAUGGGACAAAAGAAAACAUUUCGAUGCGCAUCCUGAAACUACCGAUUCGCUGGAAUUUCUGAAAACUCACAAUGAAUUUCAAGUAUCUGGUCGUCAACUUCGAAUCCCCAAUGAAGAACUGCAGAAUGCUUUAAAUGGAUUUGCCAACAUGCAUUUGGCUCAUGAAAUUGCUGUAAAUCAUGAAUUUCAAUUGGAGGUGUAUACCCCGCCUGCCGAAAGCCUUGAAGAACAAGUCCGAACCCAGAUGAAAAAAGCGUAUUGGGACAUUUUUGACGAGGCGAUAUCCACGCAUAAUCCCAAUCCUGCUUAUGCACUAAGCGUGUUUCGAGAAAUGAAGCAGAUGCUUCUUGGCCUACUUUUGCCUCAUAAUCGUCAAAUCAAACACAGGAUUGAAAGUUUUCUCAACGAAAGUGCCAUUCAAUACGAAAUUGAUCAUGAGAUUUUGGAGUUUUCAAAAUACACGGACUUUAUCAUCAACAUCCUUGGACAAUUGUGUUGCCCUAUGAGAGAUCGUCAAAUUGCAGAAUUGAAACAAUUAGGCAAACCAUCCGAUGUCUUUAAAGAAGUAAUGCAUGUAAUGGAACAAAUGCAGUUGGACAUGGCCAACUUCUUAAUCUCCCAAAUCCGCCCAACCAUUAUCAGCAACUGUGUUACCUACGAGCGCAAAAAAUUUGCAAGUUAUAUUGAGUUGCAGUACACUCUUAAUCAAGACCCCCUUCACAGAACUCGGCCUUGGAUAUUGCGCCAUCGAAUGGAAGAUCGGCUACCAAUUAUUGUGGUUGGGAGGGCAUUUGCUGAGGUCUUGAACUGGGAUGCGGGCGAUUGGCCUGAGACUUUAACACUCGAUUGGACACGAUUUAUUGGACUCGCGGAAGAAACCAAGAGAUCAACGUUCUUGGGAGCUGCUGUCUUGAGGGCCUUUAACGCUGCUAAAAUAAUCUUUGGGGAAGAUGGUGAACAACAAGGAAAUUCACUAAAGUGUUUUCCUUUGCGUGAAGCAUUACGAGCUGAUCUGAAUCUUAUUAUCAAAAAGGAAGACUGUGUUAGCGAAGAAAAACUGAAGAACGUGAUGGAUCUCUUGGCUGAGCAAUCUGUUAAAGUCUGUGACCAGUUUAUGAAAAGACUCAUAAAUCGUCAUAUUACGAAUCUUGAAAAGGAAUUAUUGCGUCGAUCUGUCCGAGGUUGUGCGCGUGAAGAUCAUCCGGUUCGGAAUAUAUUGCUGCGCAGAAUUCAAGAGUAUGCUACCAACGUUAUUGCAGCAGGCAAAUUGACAAAUGUAGAUUUCCCCAAAGGAAUCAUGGUUAUCGAGGAACAAGUCAUGGGGAUCAUCGUACAACUCUCGAGGCUCGUGCUACACAAUCGUGCAGUCUACCAAGACCUGUAUUUUGGAAUUAUUCAUGAUCAAGUUCCAGUUCCAAAAUUUAUGGACGAGAACAAUGACGAGUUUGACCCCUCAAUUGUAAAAGCCAUGCAACUUCUCGACUCUGAACCUAUCGAUAAACUCGUCAUGACAAAACGAAUGAAGAACUGAAGAAUUGUCAAUUUUAAACUCCUUGUAAUAAUGGCAACCUGGAAACACUUAUGUAUAAUAAUCUUUAUAAAUCGAGAAAUAAGGCAUUUGACUAUAAAAGGUAUACGUAUGUGUGGAUUGCGUAUGGCUUCUACCUAAGUAUAACGGAACUAAUACAUAUAUAUCACAUUA
Messenger RNA from Folsomia candida, 2834 nucleotides. Its product is annotated as T-complex protein 11-like protein 1. Bases 462 to 2663 code for a protein of 733 amino acids. Gene Ontology annotation, biological process: signal transduction. Lineage: Eukaryota; Metazoa; Arthropoda; Collembola; Entomobryomorpha; Isotomidae. The record is from RefSeq and is a predicted model, not a curated record. The transcript is spliced from 10 exons.